CGGUACAAACCGCGUGGUUGACGUCGUUUGCGCGUAACCGGUAGGUAAAAGAAAUUUCGCCACUACAGAAAAGUUAACGUAGUUUUGAUAAUAAUAUUUUCCGUGCGAUUUUAUUCGAUUACAAUAAUUAUUGAACAGUUUAUUUCGUGUCGUCUUACUCGUAAACGUUGUAAUAUACCCAAUGAUAUACCGUGCCUAGUGUACGGAAACUCGAAAAUAAUACACAUUUGUUGCGAAACUCACCGCACGCGUAUUAUUAUAAAUGAGCAUGUUGGGCGGCGGAUGCGGUCUGAACGCGUUCAGGAUGACGACUUCCUGCCGACGUCCGGUCGUCGGUGAGUACCCGCCGUUUUAAUGACAUCGUCAAUUAUUAUAACAUGAUGCUUAUGGUUUUAGACGCCGGUCAAUUAUUGGUCGAUAUCGACGCGAAAACUGCGGUCCCCGCGGUACCUGCAUAGGCUAUCGAAAAAUAACAAUUAGUAAUUAGACAAGUACCCAUCUGCGUGGGAGUCUCCCUUUUCGUCUUCAUUCGUUCGAUCGGGCCGCCACAGUCCUUUUAUAACUUUAAAUCCUUUAAAUAGAUAUAAUCGGACAACAAACCUCUUAUGUUAUCAAUAAGAUUCGCAUAUUUUUUAAAGCGUAUCGAUUGUGUUCUUGGUUUUUUUUAUGUAUAUACGUUUAUGUAUUUUUUUUUUUUACCAGGACGACGUGUACAGUCAGUAAUGCACGAUCAAUAUUGUUUCGUUUAACGGCGGCUACAAUUAUACGUGAUUCUAUAUUUUUACGACGUCACCGACGGCAGUGUAUACGGUUAAUUUCAAAAGUUUCCAUCACAUCUCCCCGCGUCCCGUGAUCUUUCCCGUUAACACAACAAUAUAAUCGUGCAAAGGAAAUUUGAAUGUUAUUGUUACCUGUCAACUACUUUUCAACCGGAAAUGUCGCUCCGAUUUUAAAGCGAAUCACUUUUUCUAAAAAGAAAUCUGACUGGGGUGGUCAUUAUUUGAUUUUUCAAAGGGUUUUUUUAAUAAAUGGGAAAACCCGGAGAAAAAACGUUAAAAAAAAGCGAGAAAAUUUACAAAAAUAUUGCUUUUCUUGUUUUAAAUUUUGUUUUUGUGUUGCAAUUCAGUUCAAAAAUUGUAGAGACUUGAAAUUCGAACAAAACUUUAUAUAUGCUUUUUCUAGACGUGGUAUAACUUCCAAAACAUUUGUUUCCGAGCCGUAAGAACACCUCUGUUUUUCGAACUCUCAUACAAAUUGUAUGACAAAUAUUCACACUGAGGCAAAAAUAUAUAGCCGGGUAAACGUUCGACUUUAAAAUAGACGUUAAACGUUAAGAUUAUUAUAACGACGUGCUUUAUAUGAAAUACCCACCCGAAUAACGUAUUUUUAUAAUUGAUUUUAUUAUAAACCCGACGUAAUGUGUGCGUUUUUGUUUUAGAACGGUGCAGACGGUGGAAAUCAAAUGUCGGCUUUGUCGGUCUAGGAAACAUGGGAAUCCCGAUGGCGAAAAACCUUUUGAAAAAUGUAAUUAUCGUCAAUAGGUAUUAUAAAAAGUGUCAAUUUUUAUGCGUGGGCGAACAUUUUUUUUUUUUUGAUUUGGGACGUAGCGAGGAAUGUGUUGGUUUUACAAUGUUUUUUUUUUUUUUUAUGUAUAUAAAUAUACUGUAAACAGCUACCAGAAAUCUUGCUCCGGUGUAUCAACUACAGUACAUUUCCUAAAAUGAAAUUUUAUCUAGUUGGUACUUUGGACAGCUAAUUUGUUGAUUUUCCUAACGGUUUUCAUAAUAACUGAGAAAAAACGUAGGAACAAUGGGAAAAUGUAUGAAAAUAAUAUUUUCAUUAUUUUCAAUUUUGCUUUUUGGUUGUAAUUCAGUUGAAAAUAUUCAUUGAUUCGUUAAUUGAAAUUUGCACAGAAAACUUAUAUUUGCUUUUUCUAUAUAUUGUAAAACUUUCAAAACAGUUCUGCCAUUUAUUUGAAGCAAUUGAUCGAAAUUUUAAUUUUGCAAAUUUAUUAAAUAAUUUUUAUUACGUACUCUGUGGAUAAAAUGUUUAGAUUAAACAUAAAUGCUUGCAAAUUUAUCGUUACAAAUGGUUUAUCGUUGAAUACAGAUAUAAAUUAAAUUCUCUUCUGUAUCCUAACCUAUCUUCUCAACUCCAACAGUUACCCACCCGUCGUGCGAAAUAUUUCCAUCUUUUUAACACCAUUUUUGUGCAAAAAGCCUUCUUCUCUAUCUUCUUUUUCCACUUCUUAUUCUCAUUGUUUUCGGCCUUUAAAACUAAAUCCUCCAAAUUUUCAGCUAUAUUUUCUUGUCCUUCACCACUUCUCUCCAUAGUUCAUUUCGUUCCAAUGUUUUUACACCAUCUCUUACCUGGACUUCUCUCCUUAAAUGUGAUCUACUUAAUGGUAUUUUACAAAGUGAGCCCUCUUUUUCUUAUGCAUGUCUAGUCCAUGUUAAUCUUCUCUUAUUUAUUUCUUAUAUUAUGUCUGAUCGUUAAAACAAAAGUUUUUCAUUGUGAGGCUUUCUCUAUUCCCGUGUCGAAGUCUAAUGCUAUGAUCCUCAAACGCUGCAGUUUUUUUUUUUUUUGCAUUUAAGAAUUAGUAAAAACUAAAUUGUAUUAAGCUUGCAGUUGAACAGUAUAGCCCCGAAACACAGAAAAAGUAGAACUCAAACGUAUGCAAACAGUCCAAAAUUUCAAUAUAAGCCCCUAAUAGAAAUAUCAAAAUUAUUUAAAUUUUAAACUUUUGCAAACCGGUGUUGUACCUAUAGAGUAAUGUAUUGUUAUCAAUUUUUUUUUAUACCUACUCUGGAAGUACGUAUGUUUUGAGGUAAAACACAUCUAGGUAAAAUCGUAUACAGACUAAAAUACACUUGGUAGAAAAACUAUUUAGAUAUUAAUGUUAUCACUAAGGCGCGUAAUCAUAUUUUCUAAGUUAGGUUAGUAAGUACUUAAUACUAUGUAAAUAAAAAUUACCAUGACAUUAUGUUAUAAUAUAUUCUUACUACGGCAGCAAAUCGAAACGUAAAGUUAUACAAAUAAUAUAUUUAAAUAAUCACGCAGCGUAUACGUACCUAACUUUAAUAAAUGAUUCAAUUUAUCAUCGACAAACAUAAACGAUAAAAGUAUAAGACUAAUCGUAUAGGAGUGCAGCCAUUUCAGGUUUUCGACCUUCCUGCGGGGUCACAGAAGGGUAACGAUCCUAUACCUGCAUUUUAUCUGAAAAACAUAUUAUAAUAUGUACACGUAUAAUAGUAAUCACUUUUUUUUUCUUUUUUUUUUUAUUAACAAAAACUAGAACACCUAUUAUUUUCGUUAAUAAAUUUCGAUUGUAUUAUUAUAGACUGUGGUUUUUUUUUUCUUUUAUAAUUUAAUUAUUAUACUUAAAUAUUGUGUCGUUAUUAUAUUAUAUCGUUCGAUAUUCCGAGUUAAAUUUUUUAGUUCAACAAUAACGACUUGUUUACGGUGCGACGCACGUGUUGGUAUGUCGCGGACCAAGGACAAACUGAACUAUAAUUAUUAAUAUCGAACAAAAGUAGUUAUUUACGCUGUUUUUGACGGUGGUCGAUCAAAUUUACAUCAAUUCGGUCUAUACAAUGACGAACUUAUUAAAAUUUUAUCUAAAAACACAAAAUAUUAUACACUAUAUUACUAAAAUGUAUUGAGUGUUAUUCGACUGUAAAUAAGUAAAAAGUAAACGCUAUCACGAUCGCGGAAAAUAGUCACCAAAUCUUUAGAUCUGUGGCGACUUACAAUAAUGGGACCUAUUGAUUGCAUAUUAUCUAUAAGUAUUCUAUGUAUAUGAUGCCGAUUUUACCGGGCAUUGACUAUGUACUCAGUGGCGUGGCGAAAGGGGCAAUAGAGAAACGGCCGCCUCUGACUUUUUUAGGGGAUCUACAUAUAUUAUGCUAAGUUAUAUGACAAUUUUUAAAAAUGUGAUAAAAAUUCAAUGUUAAAUCUUCAUGUGGAGUAAAUGUAUAGCAAAUAGAUGUCACGGGUUCGUCGGUAGUUUGGUGGAACAAAAUUCUCGCUUCUGAAGAUAUUUGAUUUCACCGCGCAUGCGUGCAAAUUUCGCGUAUUUACUAACCGCUGUUAAUCGUUUCACCGUAUAGUACUGCCGCUGAUUAUCAUGACCGGAUUAACCAGAUGAGCAAAAUAAUUAGGUAAUUAAAUAAAACGCUGGUAUUAAAACAAAAACGGGGAAUAAUAUUUUACGAUUACCUAUUGUGAUAACUUGUUCAACGGUCGGCGGCAGUUUUAAGGGCUUUUGCGAAUGUACUCUAAAGACGACACGUAGGUAAUUGUCCGUUCACCAAAUAAAUUUUUCGAUUCGACAUGUACAGGUAUUUUUAAUCGUUGUAUUAAUUUCAACAAUAAUUUUAUUCGACCCUUGACCGAACCCAAACGAGAAAAUAAUAAUUUAUAGACCACGUUCAACUAUACGAAGUGCAACUACCAAGUCUAUCAAUAAAUUAGAGCCCGAUUUUUAACGCACUUAAAAACUAUCGAAAAUGCUCUGAAAAUAUCUAUUACCGCAAUAGUACUACUACCAUUUUUUACGAAAUGGCCGAAAUUACGAUGCUAUUUUUGUAAGUCCGGGUGACACAACACGGCCGUUAAUAAAGUUAAGAUAUUGAGACGUCAUUAAAAUCGAAAUAGAACCUAUUAUACAGAUAUUUAUAAGAAUACAUGUAUUAUAAAUACGAUAUUUAAAACUAUAUAAAAAUACAAAAUAAAAGUUUCAAUUUUGAAAUUAUUACCUAUCUGCAAUUACGUUACGAACCAAACUAUGAUAUACUUAAAAACCAUUGACUUAGAUCAACCCUCGAAAAAUACACUUCCAAAUAAAAUUCGAGCCCUACCAAUAAAAAUAAGUGUCGAUAUUUCCUGUUGAGUAUGUAAGUAUAGUAUCAUAUAGUAAGAACUGAACGAACGACUAAGACAAAUUUAUCCAAUAUUAUAUCCAGUGACACAAUAACAGGGGUGGAUGGCAAUGUCUAACAUCGGGGCCCCAAGGCUCAAAGGGGACCCCAUCAUAGUUGUAAACUGGUAGGGUAUUUUUAACGCAAUGGAUUUCAAUCAAAUCUGCGAUCGUUUAAAAUUUUAAACGCGGUGAAUAAUGAUGGGUACUGAUCAAGUACAAUGAAGUGUUUGUAUUACAUAUCUCAUAUUACCAAUCACUGUCGCAUUAAUCGAACUCUCGUUUUCGAAGCUUAAAUUAAUUAAAAACUAUUUAAGAAAUUCAAUGGGGUAAAAUCGUUUAUCAAAUAUUGCUUUGUUGAACAUCAAAAACGAACAACCUAAUAACUUAGAUAUGAACCAUAAUAUUUAUCAGAUUGAUGAAGUUAAAACAAGAAUAGUUAAUUUACUUAGUUGAAUUAUUAUAUUUAAAAUAUAAUAUUUAAUAACUAAUAUUUUAAUUUAAAUUUAAAAUCUAUGAGAAAAUUAAUAUUUAUAAAAAGUUAUAUUCAGUAUAGUGAAUACUUUGAUAAACAAAUAAUAUAGAUUUGUAAAAUAAAAUAAAACUACUUAUGCUUAUGUUUGCGGGGAAAAAAUGAUGAUAUUUGUUGUAAGUACUUAAUUGAAUGAUAAAUUUAAUCAGAUUUGCCGAGCAGAACAAAUAUAUCGAAUUUUAGUAAUACUCGUUAGGUGCAUAUUUUAUGUACACGUAAUAGUUUUUGUCAAAUUGGUACUUUCAUUUGGUAAUUUUUUCACUGGAAAUUUUUUUUUUUUUUUCUAACUGUUUCUUUGUAAUUAUUUAUAUUGUAUAAUGUUUUUAUUGUUUAUUAUUAUUAUAACUUAACCGUGUAAUAUGUAUACUCGUAUAUUAUAAUAAUGAAUACAAAUUGAGUAGAGCGUUUAAUGAUAAGUACAGUCAGUAAUAAAAAAAAAAAAAAAAUGUAUUUAUUACGAGUACUUUAAAAAUAGGGUUAGUGCCCCAGACUUACCUUAUCAUCGGGGCCCCGAGACUCUAGUCGCACCACUGAUUAUACUUCCUAUUUAAAAACUGCAUGAGGAGUCCAAGAAAACGUAGUGUAUUUUUGAAUGGAGUAUGAAUCUCCUGCAGAGCACCUUAUGCGACAAAUUUUAAUAGUUUCGUUGCAUGGUGCUACAGAUACGAUUUUGCGACUUUCCAACGUGCAUUUUCCGCCGUCUGCGUAAAUAACCUAUAGGUAUACGAGUCCAACUCGUACGGCAUUGCAUAUUCUAUUAUUAUGAUAACCUUUGUACAUUAAUGCAAUUUUCGACGAUAUUAAUAUUAUUAUUGAUGCGUGUAUCGUAUAAACUUAGGUACAUAAAUUCAUCCAUACAGACCGUGUAUGAUGUAUAUUGUAUAACGUGUAUACGAUAUAUAUAUAUAUAUUAUAUAGCCCUACCCGGAAACCGUAAUCGACCGGAAACGAAAACACGUAGUUGCAGUGGGUAUCUAUAUAAUACAGUAGUGCGCCUACGUAGGUACAAUGCGGAAACGGUGGACAGCUAUGGUACCUAUACACGAGUAGGCACUCGCGACAUUGCCAUAGGUAAUAUAUUACAUCACGGUAUACGGAGUGAUUUUUAUCGAAUUUUCCCCCGAAAAUAUAGACACAAUAUUGCACUCUAUUGUGUAUGUCAUAAUAAUAUUAUGUAACACCGACCAUAUGUAUAAUCCUGCAUUUUAAUAAAUGCAUUAAAAAAUUGCCUACGAUUGUAACUUUACCAAGAUGUAUAUUGAAAAUCCUACGGAAGCAUCACAUCUCAAAUGGUUUGAUUUCUAAAACAUCUGAUGUUCAGGUUCUGCUUUCUUCAGAAUUUAAACGAUUCAGCUUUUGCAUUUUUAACAAUGUCAUUAUUACGCAGGGUUACGCCGUGGUGGGCAACGAUGUAUCGACCAACAGGAUGGAAAUGUUCCGAAAAUUAGACGGGGCUCAGACGGUAGACACGCUACGAGAAAUGGCGGCCAACGUGGAUGCGAUUGUUACCAUGUUGCCAGAAAGCGAUCAUGUGCUCAGUGCUUACGAGACUCUGCUUAAGUAAGAACAUUAAAUACUACUGAAAUAAGUUUAUUGAACCAACAGCAUAUUAAUUAAAAUUACUAUACAAAGUAAAACAUGAAUAUCUGAUACUAGAAAUAGCUUUUGUUCUGUUUUGUUCAAUAUGUUUAAGUUCUUGUUUCUUAUGAUAAUUUUUAAAGCAUUGCCGUAUGAUUCCUCUAUUUAAAAUUUGAUAUUAUUUUGACAGCGAUUUAAAUUACCGUAGUAAAUUUCAAUAAAUUGUAGAAAAUUUAUGUUUCAUCAUUGGUAAAUAUUUUUAACAUCAAAAUCGUGCAUCAAAAUAUUUUUAUAAAAUCGUCAUCUUGGAUUUUGUAAAAAAAAAUUGUUUUUUUUUUUUUUUUAAUUUUGUAUUGUUAGUUAUAAAAAAAAAAAUUAAAAUCGAAGAAUCAUAACGCAAAACUUCAUAGUUACUAUUACAAAAAAAAAAACGACUUUAAAAUAUUAAACAGAACAAAAUUUAUUCCAGAUGUAAAAUCAUUGUGCAGUUACGUAGCCUAUAUAUAGAAUACAUUUUUAUACCGUGAAUCUACGAUAAUAUUAGCCGCAAAGAUUUCUAGUAUGUUUUGAUAUAAUCGUUUAUACAACAAUUUCGUUCAUAGAAUUUUUUUAAAAAUUGUACCUUAUAUUAUAAGUACAGCGAUAUCGACUUUCGAUUUUCAUAUAGCAACCCACCACAUUACUUUAAAAUCUCAUUCGAAAAAUUAACAUUUUCAGACAAAAUAUUCUCCCUUCGAAUUUGAAAACAAUCCAGUUGUUUUGUGAUAAUCAAAAGUCGAUAAGUAAGUAAAUAUAUUAGAGUACACGGAAUAAGAGUAAAAUUUCGAUAAUAUAGUCGAGAAAAAAACCAAAAAAUUUGAAAAAUUACUAAAAAUCUUCGUGGUGAGUAAAUCACUGGUUCGUGAUCACAAUAUUAUUAUAACCAGUCUCUAAUUCGUUUUUCGUGUAAUGAAAAUUAACGAAUGAACCGUAGAUCGUCGAAACCGGAACAAAUAUUCGUAGACUGCAGCACGAUUAGUCCGGAAAGCUCCAAAAAAGUAUCAGAUAUGGCCACGCGGAAGGGAUGCAAAUUUCUGGGAGCGCCAGUUUCCGGAGGUGAGUAUAUACACCAAUAUAUUUUCUGGGUAAUCUCCAAUCGAUAGUAUCUAAACUGACAAUAGUGUUUGCACCGCGUGACCGACAUGACACGUUUGUGUUUUUAUUAUAUCGGUACUGUGGUACACUCGACGAAAAAAUGUUUAAAAUCAUCUAAAAGGCUACUUUAUCAGUGGAUCUGUUACCAGUGUCAGUGGCGCGCAAAGUUUGACAUUUUUGACAAGUAGCGAAAUUUCAAACGGGUAACCAAUCCGCAGUACCCGAAAACUGUUGAAAGUUCUCUAAAUGGUCCAUAUUAUAGUGUCGCAAAGUUUAUGGAAUAGCGUUCACGUGCAAUACCCAACAGUUUUUGCAUUCGAUUCUGGACAACACACGAUUCCCUCGGUUCUUUAAUACGAGUACUAAAAUUAAUAUUACUAUUUGGUGGGUGAAAGUUUCGAGUUUAAAUGAAAUAAAUGAGAUGCCGGUUUGUCCGUACAGGCUUAUAAAAAAACUCGGGUAACGAAAAAAGAUCUGUUUGAAAAGUUAAUAUGGUCGAUUGCGCCUUUAUUUUGAGAUGUUGCGAGACAUUUUUUUUUUCUUUGUCAAAAUAAAAACACGUCAUUGCAGUCUGUUAAUAAUCGAAAAAUUUCUUCAGAAUCCCUAUUUUAGGUCCUCAAUUGUCGACCGAUCACUAUAAGUUCCUAUACAUACAUAAACGCGUUUUAUGCAACGUUCGCAGGGGUGGUGGGCGCCGAAAACGGUACGCUCACGUUCAUGGUGGGCGGCGACGAGGCCGCGCUGAAAGAGGCCAGCGGACUGUUGAGCUCCAUGGGCUCCAGAUGGGUGUACUGCGGACCGGCCGGCUCGGGCCUAAUAGCCAAGAUAUGCAACAACAUGAUACUGGGCAUGACCAUGGUGGCUGUGGCCGAAGCGAUGAACGUGGCCGUCAAGUACGUAAAGCAAAAACAAUCUUAUUAAUUCGGUAGGUACCGGAAACCGGCAGUGAUCGCGUAAAUAAAAGGCUAAAGGCAGUGACGUUUCGGGGACGUCGUGGGUCUUGUCGUAUUUGGCCGUUGUAAUCUAGGUAACAUUCAAAGACCGAAAACCAGAAAGUGUCCAAAAAUGAACUCAUCUUUUCUCUCGUUUGUGUUACAACGGUCAGUUGACUUUUCUGUGUUAACAGCAUGACAGCGUAUAAUAAUGUAUCUACCAAGCACCAGUCCUGUGUAUCUUAGUUCGUGCUUAAGACAUGACACUCGGUCCGACGUUCGAUUAGUCACACCUGACCUAACACAGUCGAUCUUUGGCAGUCUAGCGGUAUACACUAACGCGAUGACGGGAACUGGAUGACGACGGAACGUUACCCAUUGCUUAUUACAAUACCAGAAAGAUGGACAAUAAUCAAUAUUAAUGUACAAAUAAAAAUUAAAAAUAAUAUGUGAAUGCCGAACGAUACAAUAGAUAAUAGUUACUGUAUAGCGUAGGGUGACCAAACGUACAGGAUUUUCCUGUUAUUCGCAGCUUGGUGUCCUAUUUUUUUCAUCGAAGAGUGAUUUUCGCGAUUAAUUUAUAAAAAACAUUGUCUAUAAUAAAUCUGCUAUAGAUAUUUUUACAUGUGAAAUCUUACCGUUAAAAAUAUGUGUAGGUACGUUACACGACACACAAUUUCGUAGCAUUCUAUAUUUUUGAUUUAGUACGGCGUAUAAAAACGGUCAAGCUUUAAUAAUAGUUUAUAGUAUGUUGAAAGGUUGUAGGCUAUAAUAUAAGGGCUAUUUUUAAUUUAUAAUCUCUAUUCAAUGACAAACUAUUAGGAAUAAAAAACGAUUCUGCGAGGAUAUUUGUUGAUAAAAUUGAAAUCAACAUUGUAUUAAUUUGCAACUACCUACAAAAUAAAUAACGAAAUUCUAUUUAUUUGUUUUCCAUCAAUAACCAAUAGGUGUUUACCACAAAAAAAAAAUAAAAAAACUACUUAAAUUUCAAAUAACUAAAAACCGCCGAAAUGUUUCUAAAUUUGUAAGUCUAGAAAAUGCUUGAUGAUUUCAGGUCUGCGAUUAUUUAUCACUAAAUUACCAACAAAAAAUAAAAUCAUAAUUAAACCGAUUAUAACAUAAUCUAUUUGUAAAUCAUAAAUUUAACAUUCCCAUUUACCCAGUUUAAAAAAAAAACAAAAACAAUUUUAAAAACUACCCACUAAGCCAAAUAAACCGAUAAGAUAAAAUUUGGUAUAAGAAUUCUACUACAAAUUUUGCUAACGAACAGAAAAUAAAACAUCAUAGUAAUAAUUAAUGUACCAAUACAUUCCUUGCUUCGUUCAGAAUUUAUCUUGAUCCUUGAUCAAAUCCGCGAUACUAAUGCAAUUCAUAUACUAAAUAAAAACCCUGUAACUUAAUUUCGGGAGUUUUAUAAGAUGUGCAAAGCUAUGGAAAUCGUGAAACCCCAUGACAUAAUAACAUUAAAAUACUGUAGGUAGGGAUUUAUAUGGUUAAAACCCCCUAAAAGAAUACAUUAUACCCAGGAUAUCAAUUCAAUUUAUGUAAAUGUCAUCCCCUAGCUUCAUUUGAAGGGUCUGUCGGACCAGUUCAUACCUAAAAAAAAUCACACCCUAAAAAAAAAUUUACCACCACUUUUUCACUUCGAUCAGUGUGUAAAACAAUUUUAAUAACCAAUUUCUAGAAUUCGAGCGCAUUUUCAGUAAACCGUUAUUACAUGAAAGUGUCCGACAAAUUAUGUGAAAAAGGAUAAUAAUAUUAUAUUUUCACACGAUACAGUGAAAUAGUUUUUUUUUAUCGAGAGGGAAAGGGGGCGGUAAUUAAUUCAGUACAAAAAUAAUUCAUAAAAUGCGAGCACGUGUAAUACACACGCUCGCUCGUUGUCUUCGUAUUUAUAUGACUUGUCCCAUCCGAUUUAGUGGCGUGAUUUGGGCUAAAUGUUGGGAGGGAGUGGACAAUUUUUGAAAAUUUUAUAUAAAGCGGAUGAGGGUGUGUAUUUGUGAGCUAAGGCUCACUUUCAACGGGGAAAGGACGUAGGGUUGAGAAUAAAAAAUAUCAUCACAAGUAUAAUACCCGUUGCCUUACACAGUUUAGCAAGACAAUCGAAAGAUAAUUGGUAAAUAGAAUUAGGCAUGGGUAUUAAUAAUUAAUAACAAACAAAUCGUACAAAUUUAUAAUAACAGAUGUUGUAAUACUGUUCUUUUGAUACGAAAUUAAUUUUUUUUACGGUAUUUGGACGUAUCACGAAUUAAGAUCGGUUAAUUCCUUUGGACGUACAAGUGCACUAAUUAAUGCCGUGCAUUGACCUACCGUCAAACGCCGAUAUUUAUUCCCAGGGCCCCGUUAACUCUUCGCGACUUAUAAAUCGGCUACGCUCCGGUUUAUAUAUCUAUCGGUUACUAUCGAUUCUUCCGAUGUAAUACAGUUACUAUACCGUACACGUACGGGUAAGUAAACUCGGUACCGGGUAAAUAAUAAAUCCUCCAAUGACAAACAUUGUCUUCUUUUUUUGUUUAGUUUCUUUGAAUUCCAUAUGCAUUCAAAAAUUGACUAUCGGAUUCAUGCGGAAUAAUUGCACAUCAAAAGUGAAACAUAUUUAUUUAUACGCCAUGUUUGGCAUUUUCACAGGUCGGGCAUGGAGCCGAACAUUUUGGCGUCGGUCAUCAACACGAGUUCGGGGAGAUGUUGGGCCUCGGAAAUCAACAAUCCCGUGCCCGGUGCCGUCGAGAAAAGCCCCAGCAACGACGACUAUCAGGUGCGAAAAGUUACCCAUCUUCUUGAGUCUUCGCACCGCGGAUAAUUUUAUUAUUUGUUCUCGAAAUCACAACAGCGGUAGGCGAAAAUAAGAAAUUCCUAAUUAAAUCCGAGGGCUCAGCUUUAACUGCAGUUUGCGAAAUAUGUUUUCACAAAUCGGCGAUAAAUUUUGUUUUAUUACAACUUACAAUAGUACCCAGACACAAUAUUGAGAAAAUUAAAAUUAGCAUCGGGUAGGUACUUACGUGUAUAAUAUCUUGGGGUACGUCAUAAAUAACAGAGAUCGGAUGUACAGUGAGUGUAAAAAGUAUUCGUACACCCUACUUUUUUAAAUAAAUAUACAUUUUUCUUCAUGAUAUUCUAUUUUCAUCGAUAAAUUAAUACAUGCGUAUUGUUCAUUGACGAUUUUUAAUUAUAUUAAAAAAAAAAAAACCACGACAACGAUAAGGUGUACAAAAUGUCACAUUAAAAGUUUGUCCCCGACCACGUUACAAGAUUAUACCAAUUCAGUUAGCUUCGAAAUAUUAUUGGAAUAUCAUCUAUCACAAAAUGAGUCGAAAAAAAUGCUAGACAAAUAAAACUGAACGUGAACUAAUUCUGCGGUUGCAUAAUCAAUGUCAAUCAUUACGUCAAAUAUCAAAAAUUUGUCAACAGAGCUCUCAUAGCACUGUGAAAGACGUGAUAGAUCGAUACAGUGAGCGGGAAAGUCACGAAAAUAAGCAACGAUCUGGUCGUCCAAAAAAACUUUCUGACCAUGAUAAACGUAUAGUUUAACGAAAAGUCAAAUUGAAUCCAAAAAUAAGCGCUCNAAUUGUCAACAGAGCUCAUAGCACUGUGAAAGACGUGAUAGAUCGAUACAGUGAGCGGAAAAGUCACGAAAAUAAGUAACGAUCUGGUCGUCCAAAAAAACUUUCUGACCAUGAUAAACGUAUAGUUUAACGAAAAGUCAAAUUGAAUCUAAAAAUAAGCGCUACUAGAAUAGCACAAGAUCUUGCGAAUUUUUCUAGAGUACGUGGUUGUAUAAGUACAAUUAGAAAUUGUUUAAAAAAUAGUGAUUACUGAAAAAGUUAAGGCUUGGUUGUUGAACAAUGUAACUGAAUAUCUUGUGACGCCACCACAGUCUCCAGACAUUAAUCCUAUUGAGAAUUUGUGGGAUUNCUGAUACUUUUGGAAAAAAGUUAUAUUUACAAACGAAAGUAAAUUUAAUAUUUUUGGCUCUGAUGGAAGACGUUUUGUUUGGAGAAAAGCGAAUACAGAAAUGGAACCAAAGAAUUUGCAGCCAACAGUGAAAUACGGAGGAGGUUCUGUAAUGGUUUGGGAAUGUAUGAGUGCUCAGGGUGUUGGAAACUUUUUUGAUACAACUCUUUAUUAUUAUUAUUAUUUUUUACUAUUAUAUAUUUAUUGUUUUGUUUGUUAUUGAUAAUUAUUAUUAAUAUAACUGUUGUCAUGGUUUUUUUUUUUUUUUAAUUUAAUUAAAAAUCGUAAAAGAAUAAUAUGCGUGUAUUAAUUCAUCGAGAAAAAUAAAAUAUCAUGAAGAAAAAUGAAUAUUUAUUUAAAAAUGUAGAGUGUACGAAUACUUUUUACACUCACUGUAUAUUCCGCUUCGUCUUCGUAAAUUAUAACAUUCAAUUUUGUAGGUAGGUAUUUGAAAAAAAAAUUUCUAGAGGCUUUCUAGGAUUUUAAACAUUUUUUAAAAAAUUCAGCUGUAAUAAUAAUAACCAAGUGAACAACACUUUCAGAAAGGUUUCAAAGCGGCCCUGCUGUUGAAAGACAUGCGCCUGGGUGAAUCGCUGGCUAAAGAAGUUGGAGCUACAACACUACUAACGCGGGAAACCGUUGAGCUGUAUGAAGAGAUAUCAAAAAAAGGUUGGGCUGACCGAGAUUUUUCAAUCGCUUACAAAUAUUUCAAGGAACUGUGAUGAUAAGUCUGACCGCUAGUGCACUGAUGGAGGAUUAUUACAUUUUGUUUUUUCAUGUUAUAUACCGUAAUAAUAUUAAAAUGAUAUUUUUUGGGAGGUUUUUGUGUAUUUCAUUUUUUUAUACAUACAUAUUACAAAUAAAAAUUAUUAUUAUUAUAUUUAGUUAUAACCUACUAGUUAAGAUAUAUUUUGUUCACAAUUGUACAAAAAAAAAAAAAAAAACAACAUUAUAUAUGAAGAAAAUAAAAUGCAAAAAAAUACCACGUUCCAUUAUUUACACAUAAUUAUGGAAGAAUAUAGGUAGUCUUCAUUUAUACAAUACAAAAAAUAAAUAAUUAUAAUAGUAAUACAUGAUGUUAUUUUAAGUAUUGAUAUUGUAUAGUAUAGGUAGGUUUAUAAUAUAAAAAAAAAUUACAGUCGCAAGUGGAAUGUGCAACUAGUAAUAUAAUUAAUAUACUAUGUUUUGUUAUACGUUACACAUUAAAGAAAUUAUACAAUGUUAACUCAACAAAAUGCUUGUGGCAGAUAAUAUUUUGUUUUUAGUAGUCUUUAGAAAUAUUGUCGUUGUAGAACAGAAAAAAAAAACACCUUGUCAACCCAAGGUAAUUUACAAACGUUUAGAAAAUACACUUUGUAAGAACACAAGUUAUAUAAUAUUCCUAGUAAAUAAUUAUAUUAAAAAGUUUAUAGAUUAAAAAAAAAAUGUAUAAUAAAUAACACCGCAAUUUAGUAUUGUGCUCUACUAAGCUUUUUUUUUUUUUUUAGCAGCCUCGUUCUCAAUUACAAUAUUAAAUAUCGAUUAAGUAUUGCUCAAACUUACCACCAGCUGACCAUUGUUUUAAUAUUUAUUUAAAAGUGUGUAAACGAUUAACAACACCUGUGUACAACCAACAUAUUGUGGUCAUAUUAAAUGAAUAACUAUUUUUUUUUUUUUUGUUUUUUUUUAAUAUUAUGUUAACAUUAAAUUAUUUUUAAUAUUCACUUCUCACUAAUCUGUGCACUUGUUUAAGUCUCUUAUCUGAAACAAUACAUGAA
Cinara cedri is the source of this 14802-nucleotide messenger RNA. The record is from the annotation of a GenBank genome assembly. Lineage: Eukaryota; Metazoa; Arthropoda; Insecta; Hemiptera; Aphididae.